This is a messenger RNA of Vitis riparia (riverbank grape), 1684 nucleotides long. RefSeq names its product NDR1/HIN1-like protein 13. The coding region runs from base 312 to 1052 and encodes 246 amino acids. Lineage: Eukaryota; Viridiplantae; Streptophyta; Magnoliopsida; Vitales; Vitaceae. Gene Ontology annotation, cellular component: plasma membrane. The transcript has 3 exons. The record is from RefSeq and is a predicted model, not a curated record.
GAUUAAAUUUCUGCCACCCCGAGUUUUCCAUAACAAGACAAUCUUUCUCUUCUCUCUCCUCUCUCUAUCUCUGGACUGUUUGGUCAUAUUCUCCUUCUCGUCAGAUCAGAUCUCCCAAUCUUUAAUCUCCUUCAGUUUCUCCAUCAAUUUUGGGCCGCAUCUUACUGGAUUUCUUUCUCGAGAUUUGCUCCAAUGUGCUCCUGUUGAGGUUUGUCGGCGACCAAAUAGAGCAGGAUAAAUUUUGCUUUUGCAGGAUUCUCGAGAGCCAUACAGAGCAUAAUUAAAAAAGAAAAAAAAAAUCGAAUUGAGGAAUGGCCGAACCGCCAAAACCAGUUCUCCAGAAACCACCGGGUUACAGAGACCCCAACGCGCCAGUGCGGCUCGCCCCGAAACCGGGGCUCCGAAAGCCGAUUCUUCCUUCAACGUUUCCAGUGAAGAGGAGGCGCAGGAGCUGCUGUCGUAUCUGCUGCUGCUUCUUCUGCAUUUUCUCUUUCAUUCUCAUAAUUAUCCUUUUCCUUGGUGGAGCAUUUUUCUACCUCUGGUUCAAUCCGAAAGUUCCGGUUUUUCAUCUACAGUCUCUCAAGAUCCAACGCUUCAACGUCACCGUCAAAUCUGAUGCCACAUAUAUAGAUUCGCAAACGGCCGUCAAGGUGGAAGUGAGGAACCCUAACGACAAGAUAACGUUCAGAUACGGCAAGACAAGUGUGACGCUGACCGCUGGGCUUGGGGAGGAUGAGACCGAGUUGGGAUCGGGGAGUUCGGGCGAGUUCACUCAAGGGAAGAAGAGUACAACGGUCGUGAAGUGGACUGUCCAUGAGAAGAAUGUCUUGGUCGCUGAUGAGGUUGGAGCGAAGCUGAAGGCUCGGUACCGAAGCAGAGCUAUGGUGGUUUCUGUGGUGGUUCGGACUAGGGUCAGUUUAGGUGUGGGGGGUUGGAGGAUAGGGACCGUGGGGAUGCAUAUUUCAUGCGGGGACGUCGCCUUGAAGAAGCUCGACGGUGGCGACAUGCCCAAAUGUACCGUUAAUGUGCUCAAAUGGAUCAACCUUCACUGAAAUCGUUUUCACUUGAAGAAGCUGAGGUUGGGGUGGGGUUGUUUAUAUAUAUAUAUAUAUAUAUAUAUAUAUAUAUAUAUAUAUAUAUUAUAUGUAUGUGUAUAAUCUAAUAUUUAUAUACACCUAUAUUCUUUCCUUAUAUAGAAGAAAAGAUGGACACAUGGGUUUUUGGGUUUGAUUGAAUUUGUUGGGAUUUAUUCCUUUCUUUCUUAUUUUGCUUCAAAAAGGCAAAAAGGAAAAUAAAAUAAUAAUAAUAAUAAUAAUAAAAUUCCUUUUGAAUGGAUUGAUGGAGGAUCAUGACAGCUGUCCGUUUAUCAUUACUUCAGAGAACAGAGAAAGGGAAAAAAAGGAGAUAAAGGUGUAACGUGUAUUCGAGAAACGUAUCACAAGAUCCAUAAAAGAGCAAAAAGAAAAAAGAAAGAAAAGGGCAAUGGAAGAUUGAAAGUGGCCCUCGAGAUUGCCACUUUGCUUAGUGAGAGAAGAUUCUUACAUUCAUUUAGGAUUAUUGAGUUGUGAUUUUAAUCAUAUUGUAAUCGAUCAUUGUGGAAAGAUAAUCUUUAUUUCUCCCCUUUUGUCCUUUGCUUCGUGGGAUUGAAAUCAAACGAAUCCAAAUGAUCAUGUUCUUUUUUAUA